Messenger RNA from Grammomys surdaster, 1448 nucleotides. RefSeq names its product zinc finger protein 660-like. The record is from RefSeq and is a predicted model, not a curated record. Gene Ontology annotation, molecular function: RNA polymerase II cis-regulatory region sequence-specific DNA binding; DNA-binding transcription factor activity, RNA polymerase II-specific. Lineage: Eukaryota; Metazoa; Chordata; Mammalia; Rodentia; Muridae. Gene Ontology annotation, biological process: regulation of transcription by RNA polymerase II.
GAUGUUGCAUGACCAAACCUGAGGUGAUCUUCAAAUUGGAGCAUGGAUUUGGGCCAUGGCCUGUGAUAGAAUCCUCUGUCUGCAGCCUUCCAGGUACUCAUAAAAAGCCUGCCUGGAAUGAGACUGACCAGGAAAAUCACAAAGGAUAUUUGUGGCAAGUUGAAAUUGCCAACACCAAGACAUCAAAUGACAAAAUUGUUGAAGCAGACCUGAAGGUGGCACGGAAGAUCCAACAAGGGACAAAAUCCUGUGAAGAUAAAGAAUGCGUGAAGGCAUUUAUCCAGGAGUCACAGCACACGAGGAGUCAGAUAACAUGUAAGAAAAGCAUCCGUUAUAAGUCACCUCUCAAUAACUGUCAGAGGCUUCUUAAUGAGGAGACACUGUAUACACAGAGACAGUGCAGGAGGUCACACCUGGCAGAACAUCAGAAAAGUCUCGAAGGGGAGAAGCCAUAUGAAAGCUCCGGAUAUGGGAAAGCUUCCCACACCAAGUCUCAGCCUCAGAACACUCACAGAGACGAGAAGCCCUACCAAUGUCUAGAAUGUGGGAAAUAUUUCUACUACAAGUCACAAAUCAUUGAGCAUCAAAGAAGUCAUACAGGAGAGAAGCCUUAUAAGUGUACAGAAUGUGGAAAAUCUUUUGGCUAUAAAGCACAUCUCACUAUACAUUCCAGAAGUCACACAGGUGAGAAGCCUUAUCAAUGUACAGAAUGUAGAGAAUUUUUUUACUGUAAGUCGCAACUCACAAAGCACCAGAAAAGUCAUACAGGGGAGAAGCGCUAUGAAUGUGUGCAAUGCCCCGAAGCUUUCUACUUUAAGAAACAACUCGCUCAUCAUGAGAAAACUCAUAGUGCUGAAAAGCACUUUAAAUGUAAAUAGUGUGGAAAAGCAUUUUACUGCAAGUCCCACCUCACUGUGCAUCAGAGAACUCAUAUAAGUGAAAAACUCUAUCAACGUUCACAGUGCAGGAAAACAUUCUACUCUCAGACACAGCUUUCUGUGCAUCAGAGAAUUCACACUGAUGAGAAGCCCUAUGAAUGUAAGCAAUGUGGAAAAACAUUCUACAGCAAGUCUGGGCUUCCUGCACAUCAGAAAACUCAUACGGGUGAGAAGCCCUAUGCAUGUAAAGAAUGUGGAAAAGCAUUCUAUAACAAGUACCUGCUCAUUGAGCAUCAUAGAGUUCACACAGGUGAGAAGCCCUAUCAAUGUACAGAAUGCAAGAAAGCAUUCUACUGCAAAAAAUACCUUUCUCUACAUCAGAAAACUCACGCAAGUGAGAAGUCAUUUCAUUGUGCAGAGUGUGGAAAAGCUUUCUCCUGGCUGUCACACCUGACUCAACAUCAGAGAAUUCAUACAGGGGAGAAGCCCUAUGCAUGUGAACACUGUAGAAAGACUUUCUACUUCAAGAAACAACUCACUCGACAUCAUAGAACACACAAGAAGUCAUGA